GAUUCAGACGGAUGAUAUCCAUCCCACUUUCACUCCUGGUCCUCGCCUUGAAAUCCUUGUCGGACGAAAGAAUGGCGGACGACCCUCUCUUCCUCCACCUCCACAAGCUCCCAGCGGCGACGUCGGAGGAAACCCUAGCCCGCGUCCUCGAAAUCCUCUGGAAGACCCGAAAGACCGGCCUCGCUCCUCACGAGAAGACCCGCCUCCACUCCCUCCUCAACCUCCCCACGCUCCAAGAGCUCGACCCCGUUUUGGCAUGCCUUCGCUUGAUUAUCAGGAAGUGUGUACAUGAGAAGCUCACAAGUGAAGAUGUCCAAAGUUCAUUUCCUGUUGAUCUGUCUGUUGAACUUCAGAGCACUCUUGUGAAGGUACUUCAGAAAUAUCAGAACCAGUGGAUGGAGGAAGCAUCUAGAGACCAGCCUCUUUGGCAACAGACAAGGGUGUCAUAUCAGGUUAGAGUCAAUAUGCCACCAGCGCUUCCACCUCUCCUGGCUUCGGAACAGUCGUCAUCACUAUGGCCACGGCAAGAUAAUGCAACUAACUAUCCUAAUGGCAAUAAUUUCUGUGGUUCUGUUCCAAGCAAAGCUGAUCCAAAUCUGCCACGCAUCCCUCCAAUUCCCCUUCAACGGGAUAAUGGUUCUUUUGAUAAUCUGGCAAUUCUUCCUCGACUCAAGUCAAUGACAUGGACUAUGGAGAAUCGAAAUUCAACACCUGCAAAUCGGGUGGCGAUCAUUACUUUGAAGCUGCAAGAUUAUACAAAGUCUCCUUCAGGGGAAAUAGAGGUGAAGUUUCAGCUUUCAAAAGACACACUGGAAGCCAUGUUGAGAUCAAUGACCUACAUCAGUGAGCAGCUCUCAAGCACUGUGGAGCCGCCGUCAGAACCAUCAUCAAAGAAGCCGCGGCAGUAAGAGUCGAAUCCAUCACUAUCUUAUUGCACCACCGAGUUUCAAAGCCAGCAACAUCCGAGCAGGCAUGCAGACUAUCAUGUUGAUGUCAUGGCACCCUCUCCAACUUCAUUUGCAGACAAUGAACAUUUGUAUGUAUAAAUUGCCACUUAAUGUAUUUUUCGUAUUUGCUUCCUGAAAAUGUGGUACCAACUACAGUAUGAAAUGAUAGAUGGAUGAGCACUCGUCAUUUUGUAGGGAUGCAGGAACGACAGAUAUCACUGUUAGCGUGUGCGGAAAGAGAGAUGGGAAUGUUAAAUUGUACUAUUUAUUAGUGGAAUUGAGAUUACCAAAAAUUUGAAAUAGACACAUUGUAAUGAUUGUGAAAAAGAAUAGUACUCUUUAAUUUCA
This is a messenger RNA of Elaeis guineensis (African oil palm), 1295 nucleotides long. RefSeq lists its product as uncharacterized. The record is from RefSeq and is a predicted model, not a curated record. Lineage: Eukaryota; Viridiplantae; Streptophyta; Magnoliopsida; Arecales; Arecaceae.